This is a messenger RNA of Varanus komodoensis (Komodo dragon), 8714 nucleotides long. RefSeq names its product chromodomain helicase DNA binding protein 8 (gene CHD8). The coding region runs from base 444 to 7886 and encodes 2480 amino acids. Gene Ontology annotation, biological process: chromatin remodeling. NCBI's taxonomy places the organism in Eukaryota, Metazoa, Chordata, Lepidosauria, Squamata, Varanidae. The record is from RefSeq and is a predicted model, not a curated record. Gene Ontology annotation, molecular function: ATP-dependent chromatin remodeler activity; protein binding; ATP binding. The transcript is spliced from 39 exons.
UCUAGAAUUGUCAUUCUGUGUUAUGGAGUAUAUUCUGAAAGUUGAUUAAAAUGGAUUGUUCACAGUCUGUGAUUACAUGCGCGCGCGCACGGUUCUCCCUGCUGCCUUCUGAGAGACUUCACAGGAGUAUUUACAGAACCCAGCAUUGAUCUGCCUCUCCUCUCCUAAACCAGUUAACUGUCAUAUCCACAGUUGAGCAGAAGAGCAAAUGCACCAAAAGGGCAUGUAUGAAAUCGGUCUGAGCUCCUUAAGGUGCAGACAGGGAGCAAACCUCAAAGACGCACACGAGACUACUAAUGUUUAUCCUGCCCUAGAAGGUGUCUUCCUCCCUUCAUGAGACUCGGCCCUGCCUGACUGGAGAACUGCAGUGCAGCUGAGAUUGGGGAGGGGACCUCCGGCAACCCCCCUCCCCUUGCCCAAGGGGCCGCCGCCCCCCGUGCCCCAUGGCUGACCCCAUCAUGGACCUCUUCGACGACCCCAACCUCUUCGGCCUGGACUCCUUGACGGACGAAAGCUUUAACCAGGGAGCCCCGGAUCCCAUCGAGGAGGCUCUGGGGCUCCCGGGUGGGGCCUUGGACUCUCUGGCCGCCGGUGCCAAGGAACAGCCGCCUGCCCCUCCGCCGGUGCCUCCCCAGCCGCAGACGCUGCCCCUCCCGCAGACGCCCUCCGAGGCCGUGCCGGAGCUGUCCCAGCAGGACCAAGCUGGACUCUUGCAGGCCCCGCCGGAGCAGGAGAUCCUCAGCCAAGGCAACCCUUUCAUGGGGGUCUCCUCCACCGCCGCCACCGCGCCAGCCAUCGCGCCCCCUUCCUCCUCCGGAGCCCAGCAAGCUGCCGCCACAGCCACUCCCCCGGCUCCAAAGAUCGUCAUCCUGAAAGCGCCGGCCGGCAGCUCCAUGACGGGGGCCCACGUGGCCCAGAUCCAAGCCCAGCCCAUCGGGGCCGCCAACGGGGGCAAGGUCACCUUCGCCAAGGUGCUGACCGGCACCCCCUUGCGGCCGGGGGUGUCCAUCGUCUCGGGCAACGCGGUGCUGGCCACCAAAGUGUCCCCCGGAGCGGGGGCUCCCACCACACUCCAUCGCCUUGUCCAGCCCGGGCGACCCGUCAAGCAGCUGGUGCUGCAGCCCAUCAAGAGCCAGGCUGCGGGGAGCACCGGCACUGCGCCCCUGAAGCCUGCGGUCACUCUGACCUCCUCUCCGGCACAGGGAGAGUCGAAACGCAUCACCCUGGUCCUCCAGCAGCCCCCGGCCAGCGGAGGGGCACCGGGCCAGCGCCACGUGGUUCUGGGCAGCCUCCCGGGCAAGAUCGUGCUCCAGGGGAACCAGCUGGCAGCCUUGAGCCAGGCCAAGGGGGUGCCAGGGCAGCCCGCCAAGGUGGUCACCAUCCAGCUGCAGGUGCAGCAGCCUGGCCAGCAGCCGCCGCAGCAGCCUCCGCCGCCCGGCGGCCAGCCCGGCACCCAGAAGAUCCAGCUGUUGCAGCAGCCGGCCGCCAGCACCUCGGGGCAGCAGGCCCCCCUGAGCGUCUCCUCGGUGCAGCAGGCCCAGGUGGUGGGCGGCUCGGGACAGAGAGUCACGGUGCCCCUCAAGGUCGUCCUGCAGCCGCAGGCCAGCUCUUCCCAGGGCAGCUCCUCGGGGCUCUCGGUGGUGAAGGUGCUCAGCAGCAGCGAGGUGGCGGCUCUGCCCUCCUCCAGCGGGACGACCCGGAGCAGCUCGGACGAGUCCCGCAAGCUGGAGCACCAGAAGAAGCAGGAGAAGGCCAACCGGAUUGUGGCGGAGGCCAUUGCCCGGGCCCGGGCCCGAGGCGAGCAGAACAUCCCGCGAGUGCUGAACGAGGACGAGCUGCCCAGCGUGCGCCCCGAGGAGCCGGGGGAGCGCAAGCGGCGCCGGAAGGGCGGUGGGGAGCGCGUGCCCAAGGAGGAGCGGCCGCGCAAGGGCAGGGGCCAGGGAGGCUGCGGCAAGAGCAAAGGCCGGGGGAAGCCCAGCACCAUCACGCCCGUGGUCGGGAAGAAGCGGAAGCGCAACGCCUCUUCGGACAAUUCGGAUGCCGAGGUGAUGCCGGCGCAGUCCCCGCGGGAGGAGGAGGAAAGCAGCGUCCAGAAGCGGCGAUCGAACCGCCAGGUGAAGCGAAAGAAGUACACAGAGGACCUGGACAUCAAGAUCACAGAUGACGAGGAAGACGAGGAGCUGGAUGUGACGGGACCUGUCAAGGCUGAGCAGCUGCCGGCCCCUGAACCGCCUGCUCCGGACCCCAUCCCCGAGGGGGAGACACUGCCUUCCAUGCAGUUCUUUGUGGAAAACCCCAGCGAGGAAGAUGCUGCUAUUGUAGACAAAGUACUAUCCAUGCGGGUGGUGAAGAAGGAGCUCCCCAAUGGGCAGUUCACAGAGGCGGAAGAAUUCUUUGUGAAGUACAAGAACUACUCAUACCUGCACUGUGAAUGGGCCACCAUCGCUCAACUGGAGAAGGACAAGCGGAUUCACCAGAAGCUCAAGCGUUUUAAGACCAAAAUGGCUCAGAUGAGGCACUUCUUCCAUGAGGACGAGGAGCCCUUCAACCCGGACUACGUGGAGGUUGACCGCAUCCUGGAUGAGUCGCACAGCAUCGACAAGGACAACGGAGAGCCAGUGAUCUAUUACCUGGUGAAGUGGUGCUCGCUCCCGUACGAGGACAGCACGUGGGAGCUCAAGGAGGACGUGGACGAAGGGAAAGUCAGGGAGUUCAAGCGCAUCCAGUCCAGGCACCCAGAGCUCAAGCGGGUGGCUCGUCCCCAGGCAGGUUCCUGGAAGAAAUUAGAACUCUCCCACGAAUACAAGAAUGGCAACCAGCUGCGAGAAUAUCAGCUGGAAGGCGUGAAUUGGUUGCUUUUCAACUGGUACAACAGGCAAAACUGCAUCCUGGCCGACGAGAUGGGCCUCGGCAAGACCAUCCAGUCCAUCGCCUUCCUGCAGGAGGUUUACAACGUGGGUAUCCGGGGGCCCUUCCUGGUCAUCGCCCCGCUCUCCACCAUCACCAACUGGGAGCGGGAGUUCAACACCUGGACCGAGAUGAACACCAUUGUGUACCACGGCAGCCUCGCCUCCCGCCAGAUGAUCCAGCAAUACGAGAUGUACUGCAAGGAUUCCCGGGGCCGCCUGAUUCCAGGCGCGUACAAGUUCGACGCCCUGAUCACCACCUUCGAGAUGAUCCUGUCAGACUGCCCCGAGCUGAGGGAGAUCGAAUGGCGCUGUGUCAUCAUCGACGAAGCGCACCGCCUUAAGAACCGCAACUGCAAACUGCUGGACAGUCUCAAGCACAUGGACCUGGAGCACAAAGUGUUGCUGACUGGCACCCCCCUCCAGAACACAGUGGAGGAGCUCUUCAGCCUCCUGCAUUUCCUCGAGCCCUCCCAGUUCCCCUCAGAAUCGGAGUUCCUCAAGGACUUCGGGGACCUCAAAACCGAGGAGCAGGUGCAGAAACUGCAGGCCAUCCUGAAGCCCAUGAUGCUCCGGCGGCUGAAGGAGGACGUGGAGAAGAACCUGGCGCCCAAGCAAGAGACCAUCAUCGAGGUGGAGCUGACCAACAUCCAGAAGAAGUACUAUCGGGCCAUCCUGGAGAAGAACUUCAACUUCCUCUCCAAGGGGGCGGGCCACAGCAACAUGCCCAACCUCCUGAACACCAUGAUGGAGCUGCGCAAGUGUUGUAACCAUCCCUACCUCAUCAACGGUGCAGAGGAGAAGAUCCUGACCGAGUUUCGGGACUCCUGCCUCCACCACGUGCCCCAUGACUUCCCCCUUCAGGCCAUGGUGCGCUCCUCCGGGAAGCUGGUGCUCAUUGAUAAGCUGCUGCCGAAGCUGAAGGCCGGUGGCCACAAGGUGCUCAUCUUCUCCCAGAUGGUCCGUUGCCUUGACAUCCUGGAGGACUACCUCAUCCAGAAGAGGUACCUGUAUGAGCGCAUCGACGGGCGGGUGCGAGGGAACCUGCGGCAGGCCGCCAUCGACCGCUUCAGCAAGCCGGACUCGGACCGCUUUGUCUUCCUGCUCUGCACCCGGGCAGGAGGGCUGGGGAUCAACCUGACAGCCGCCGACACCUGCAUCAUCUUCGACUCAGACUGGAAUCCCCAAAACGACCUGCAGGCUCAGGCGCGCUGCCACCGCAUCGGGCAGAGCAAGGCAGUGAAGGUGUACCGCCUCAUCACGCGGAACUCCUACGAGCGCGAGAUGUUCGACAAAGCCAGCCUCAAGCUCGGGCUGGACAAGGCGGUUCUGCAGUCCAUGAGCGGCCGCGAGGGCAGCAUCGCUGGGAUCCAGCAGUUUUCAAAGAAGGAGAUCGAAGACCUGCUGCGUAAGGGGGCCUACGCGGCCAUUAUGGAAGAGGACGACGAGGGCUCCAAGUUCUGCGAGGAGGACAUCGACCAGAUCUUGCUUCGGCGCACUACGACCAUCACCAUCGAGAGUGAGGGGAAGGGGUCCACCUUUGCCAAGGCAAGCUUUGUGGCCUCCGAGAACAGGACAGAUAUCGCCUUAGAUGACCCCAACUUCUGGCAGAAGUGGGCCAAGAAGGCAGACUUGGACCUGGAUAUGCUGAACAGCAAGAACAACUUAGUGAUCGACACGCCCCGGGUGCGCAAGCAGACGCGUCACUUCAGCACCCUGAAGGACGAUGACCUGGUGGAGUUCUCCGACUUGGAAAGCGACGACGACGAGCGGCCACGCUCCCGGCGCCACGACCGCCACCAGCACCCUUUCCACCACUCGUACGGGCGCACGGACUGCUUCCAGGUGGAAAAACAACUGCUAGUCUAUGGCUGGGGCCGCUGGCGGGAGAUCCUGUCGCACGGACGGUUCAAGCGGCGCAUGUCGGAGCGGGACGUGGAGACCAUCUGCCGGGCCAUCCUGGUCUACUGCCUCAUGCACUACCGCGGCGACGAGAACAUCAAAGGCUUCAUCUGGGACCUCAUCAGCCCGGUUGAGAACGGCAAAGCCAAAGAACUGCAGAACCACUCCGAGAGCCAGCCCCUUGCUCUGAGCUCACUUCCUGUUCCUCGGGCAGGCCUGUCCAUCCCAGUCCCGCGGGGCCGCAAAGGGAAGAAGGUCAAGUCUCAGACCACUUUUGACCUCCAGAAGGCUGAAUGGAUCCGCAAGUACAACCCUGACACCCUCUUUCAGGACGAGGGCUACAAGAAGCACCUCAAGCACCAGUGCAACAAGGUGCUGCUACGAGUCCGAAUGCUGUACUACCUGCGCCAGGAAGUGAUUGGCGACCAAGCCGAGAAAGUGCUGGCUGGUGCGGCUUCCAGUGAAAUUGACAUCUGGUUCCCACUGGUGGAUCAGGCUGAGGUCCCCACGGCCUGGUGGGACACUGAAGCAGACAAGUCUCUGCUCCUCGGAGUCUUCAAGCACGGCUAUGAGAAGUACAACACCAUGCGAGCCGACCCCACACUCUGCUUCCUGGAGAAGGCUGGUCGACCCGACGACAAGGCCAUCGCUGCAGAGCACCGUCUGGAUGUGGGCGAAGGGGUGGAUUUUGACAAGGACUGCGAGGAUCCGGAAUACAAACCAGUGGGAGGCCCUGCUAAGGAGCCGGAUGACGAGGUUGACCCGCUAAUGAUGAUGGACGAGGAAAUAUCUGUGGUGGACGGUGAGGAAGGCCAGCCCGGGAACCUCUUCUGGCCCCCCGCCUCAGUGCUCACAGCACGUCUGCGGAGACUAAUCACUGCUUUCCAGCGGAGCUACAAGCGCGAGCAGCUCAAGAUCGAGGCCGCCGAGCGAGGGGACCGGCGGCGGCGGCGCUGCGAGGCCGCCUUCAAGUUGAAGGAGAUGGUGCGGCGGGAGAAGCAGCAAAGGUGGACACGUCGGGAGCAGUCGGACUUCUACCGCGUGGUCUCGACAUUCGGGGUCGAGUACGACCCGGACACCAUGCGCUUCCACUGGGGCCGCUUCCGGGCCCUGGCGCGCCUGGACAAGAAGACGGACGAGAGCCUCGCCAAGUAUUUCCACGGCUUCGUGGCCAUGUGCCGGCAGGUGUGCCGGCUGCCUCCCGCCGCCAGUGACGAGUCCCCGGACCCGACGCUGUUCAUCGAGCCCAUCACGGAGGAGCGGGCCUCGCGCACCCUCUACCGCAUCGACCUGCUGCGGCGCCUGCGGGAGCAAGUGCUGUGCCACCCGCUCCUGGAGGAGCGCCUCACCCUGUGCCAGCCCCCGGGCCCCGAGAUGCCCCCCUGGUGGCAGUGCGGGCGCCACGACGGGGAGCUGCUGCGCGGCGUGGCCCGCCACGGCCUCAGCCAGACCGACGCCACCAUCAUGCAGGACCCAGACUUCUCCUUCCUGUCGGCCCGCCUCAGCCACAUGCACAGUCGGGCGGGGGGCACGGGGACGCCCCCGCUGCCCCCACCGCCCCCGGGGCUCCCUCUGCCCGGGGCCAGCGCGGCCGCCGCGCCCUCCCCGCUGCUCCUCCCGCCACCCCUGCACGAGCUGCCCGCUCCGCCGCCGCAGCCCUCGGCGCCCCCCGCCAAGCCCAAAUCGGCCGACGACUCGGACUCGGAGCUCGACCUCGGCAAGAUCUCCGCUUCUUCGUCGUGCUCGUCCUCUUCCGGCUGCUCCGAUGACAGCGAGGGUGAAGAGGCUUCUUGUGGCGGGAAGCUCUUCGAGGAGGAGGAGUCCUCGCUGCUCUCCCUGCCCACUUCGCACGAGGGCAAUUCCCCGCAGCCCAGUGCCUCAGACCUGCUGCUGCAGGAGCGCCAGCGUGCCCACGAGUGGCCAAAGGACCGAGUCCUCAUCAGCCGCAUCGACCUGGUGUGUCAGGCUGUGCUGUCCGGCAAGUGGCCCACCGUGCAGCAAGGACCGGGCGGGCCAUGCGUCGUGCAAGGAGAAGGCCUCUCCCGCUUGCACGGGGAGUACACCAGCUCUCCCAUCCCACACAUCUGCCCCCACGGGCCGCCGGAGGAAGGCGCGGCCUCCUUCACCCGCCUCCGGCACAGCGGCCAGGACAAGGAGUUCACCGUGCAGAUCAAAGAUGAAGAGGGGAUCAAACUGACCUUCCAGAAGCACAAACUGGUCCCGAAUGGCACCAUGCGAGAACGCCCCGCUCUCACCCAGAAGAAGAGCAGCAAGAAGAUGGUGGAGCUGGAGCUGCAGUGCCUGGAGGCGCUGAGAGGCCCCGACAUCGACCUUGAGGCCCGCAUCCCCGUGGUGAACAAGACCGACGGGACGCUGCUGGUGGGCGACGCGGCACCCCGACGGGCUGACCUCGAAGUGUGGCUGCAGGCUCACCCGGAGUAUGCCGUGGACCCUCGUUUCCUGGCCUACAUGGAGGAGCGCCGGAAGCACCGAUGGCCCCGGUUCCCCAAGCCAGUUCCAAUGGAGCCGAGCUGCCUGGUGGGGCUGGAGCGGAUGCAGGCAGCGGGCAUUUCUGCCAAUGGCAAGAAGGGCUUUCUGCCGGACCCCACCAUGAACCGUCUUCUUCCAGGACCAGUAGGGGCUGAGAAUACCCAGAAGCGGGGCCGUCAGACCCCCAUGGAGUUUUCCAACAUGAUGGCUCUGAUGGGGGCCGGCCGGGUCCAACUGGGGGCGGCCGGGCCCCUCGCCUUGCACCACGCACACUUCCAAGCCGGCCCGGCCCACGGCUCCUUACAGUACGUGCCCUUCUCGACCGCAGCAGCCGCGACGGCCGCCGCCGCCGCGUCCUCUUCCGGCUCCCUGCUGCACCCGGCGCUCGGCCACGCCGGCUACGCCGCAGCCCCCUUGCACCUGGGCCACCCCCAGCCCGUGGACGAGGACGAGGAGGAAGACGAGAUGGAUGACUUGUCUCAGGGCUACGCCAGCUCGGAGCGGGACUUCUCCUUGCUUGAUGACGACCCCAUGAUGCCAGCCAACUCCGACUCCAGCGAGGAGGGGGACGAGGAAGGGGACGAUUGAGCCUUCGUCCAGGGCGUGGACAGAUGCGAAGCAGGGCCGAGCUCGCUGCGACUAGCCAUCCCCUUGAUGUCGAAGCCUGACGGGCCGGAGACUCCGUGCCUGCGUGGACACGUGCCGGUCGGGUUCCCCUCAUUCCACAUGACUUGCCGUUGGGAGGGCGGUGCGGGGUCCUUCCAACCCCGGCAAGGGUUGCUUAGAAGCGGCUCUCCGAGAAGGGUGCGCCCCGUGUGGCUUUUUUUUUCCUUGUCAAAAAAAACGCCUCUGGGUUGGGUCCAGCCCUUCCUCCCGGCACUUGGGCCUCCCUUGGGAACCGCCUUUGCCGCCGCAGUCUUGAUUCCCCGGGGCAGCAGAAAGCGCCAGUGCAGGAGUGACAAGACGGUCUGGGUUUCAGUAGCAGCUCCCCGCCCCCUUUUUGGCUCUCCCCACAGCCUGCUCCAUUUCUCCGCCCCCUCUCCCCGCCCCAGGUCCAUGUGCUGUAACAUAAGUGCAAAAGGGGGGUCGCCAGAGGCCCCCUCCCUUUCCCUCCGUCCCCCUGUCUCCGCGUGAGUGGGGUUUAUAUUUAUAAAUAUGUAAUAUGUCUUGUGUAAUAUGGCUAAGGCUGUGGGAAUGAAUUGUCGGGGAGCCGAGUCACCGCGGGUGGGUUUUGGGGUGGCAGGGGGCUGUGGGGGGAUGAAAGGUAUAGCUUCCUGUAGCUGGUUUCUCCAUUUUUUUCUUUUGUUUUUUUUUAAUAAAAGGAACAAAAUGCAUAAAAAUUCCCCCACCCCAAUCUUCCUCCUUCAUGCUGUUGUAUCAAUUGCAUAAAAAUCUUCUUAAGAAUUGGGACGCGCA